Molecule: messenger RNA, 906 nt
Organism: Emys orbicularis (European pond turtle)
Lineage: Eukaryota; Metazoa; Chordata; Testudines; Emydidae
Product: UAP56-interacting factor-like
Exons: 9
Coding region: 1-906 (301 amino acids)
Biological process (GO): mRNA export from nucleus
Cellular component (GO): nuclear speck
Molecular function (GO): mRNA binding
Source: RefSeq, a predicted model, not a curated record
AUGGAGGCGGCGGGGCCGGAGCCGGGAGCCGGCGCGGGGCCGGAGCGGGGCGCGGAGGAGAUUGACAUGUCCCUGGAUGACAUCAUAAAGCGCCACAGGAAAGGACAAACCGGCGCAAAGUUAGUAGGGGACAAACGAAGGCAGCAAGUGAAGAACAGGAAUUCAGCAUAUGGAAAUGGGAGACCUGGGUUCCGUACCUGGAUGCAACGAAACCGGCAAGGACCCAAUCGAUUUAGAAGAGGGUUUGGACAGCAGCAGUAUAAUAGAAGACCAUUUAGAAGCGCCAUGGCUGGUCCGAGAAGAAGAGUAGCUGCCACAUUAAAUGGAGCGAGCCCUUUAAACCGGCAGGCUUUAGCUCAAGAGGGCAUCCAGCAUGAUGAGGUGCUUACAAAAAGCAGUGAGAGUGGACAGCCUGAAGCACAGAGACGGCUACCCCAGCGCCCCAAGAGAUUCAGAACAGCGGGAGUCCCUGGCCAAGCUCCAGCUACAAGGCCUUUCAUGCUAAACAGGAGACCAGCCUUCCAGCAGAGGCAACCCAAAGUCAGCUUUACCAGAGGGGUCAGUGUGCGACAGGCUCUUCAAACAGAACCACCCACAGAAGGGAAACAACCAUGGAUGAGAAGGUGGCAGCUGCAGCCCAGCUCUGGAGCAGUUCUAACCAUUUCUGUCUGUAAUCCUCAGGCAAGCCACACCAAUAUGCCGGGAGGCAAGCGGCCGUUCCUCAGAGGCCGAAGACCCCCACCAAGGACAGCCAAGCCCCAGCCCCGAGGAGUGCCACUAAGAUUCAACUUCCGUGCAAUGGCGAAUCAGACCAGCCUGACCUUGGACGAGAGAUUCUCCGGCCUGAGGAACAAGAGGCAUUUUACGGCAGCGAGGAACAGCAGCCGGACAGUCAUGCUGCCCUAG